Molecule: messenger RNA, 9203 nt
Organism: Passer domesticus (house sparrow)
Lineage: Eukaryota; Metazoa; Chordata; Aves; Passeriformes; Passeridae
Gene: AKT3
Product: AKT serine/threonine kinase 3
Exons: 14
Coding region: 502-1941 (479 amino acids)
Biological process (GO): protein phosphorylation
Cellular component (GO): nucleus; cytoplasm
Molecular function (GO): ATP binding; protein serine/threonine kinase activity
Source: RefSeq, a predicted model, not a curated record
AUCAAUAAGAAUAAAUCAUUGCACUGUUCGCAAGUGCACACCAAAAAUGGAAAGUACAUUAAAUUUGCCAAAAGGGUAAAAUGUAUUCCAGAAUAUGCAAGCCCAAGGUAAACACUGAGUGUUCCAUUGCUUCUUGUGUCUUUAUAUCUGGGAAAAAAAAAUAAAUUAACUGUGAUUACUUUCAAAGAGUGAAAUGAAAGUCUUGUAGAAAACUGAACUUAAGUUGGGUAUUUGGAAAUUGACGUGCUUACACUUUCUUCCCAGAACAGCUGCUCUUAGGUCACAGUUGUUUGACACCCACCUCUGGGCUUUGUAAAGAUUUAUGUGUUUGUAAUAAGAGCUGAUGCUGUGCUGCAGUGAUCCAGAACGGCGGAACAGCAGCCUGCUUUCAGUCUGACUCAUCAGUAGAAAUUGUGAAGAGCUGCAGAAGAGAGGCCAAACAGACAAGCUGAUAACUCAAAGAAAUACUCUUUUGAGUUUGGGGUUCAGAGUGGAGUCAUCAUGAGCGAUGUUACCAUUGUGAAGGAAGGCUGGGUACAGAAGAGGGGAGAAUAUAUAAAAAACUGGCGGCCAAGAUACUUCCUGCUGAAGACAGAUGGCUCUUUCAUAGGCUAUAAGGAGAAGCCCCAGGAUGUGGAUCUGCCAUAUCCACUCAACAACUUUUCAGUGGCAAAAUGUCAGCUAAUGAAAACAGAGCGACCAAAGCCGAACACAUUCAUUAUCAGAUGUCUUCAGUGGACCACUGUCAUAGAGAGGACGUUCCAUGUAGACACUCCAGAGGAACGGGAAGAAUGGACAGAAGCAAUCCAGGCUGUAGCAGACAGACUUCAGAGGCAAGAAGAGGAGAGGAUGAACUGUAGUCCAACUUCUCAGAUAGACAAUAUAGGAGAAGAAGAGAUGGAUGCUUCAACAACCCAUCAUAAAAGAAAGACAAUGAAUGAUUUUGACUACUUAAAACUACUGGGCAAAGGCACAUUUGGCAAAGUUAUCCUGGUCCGAGAGAAGGCUAGUGGCAAAUACUAUGCUAUGAAGAUUUUGAAAAAAGAAGUAAUUAUUGCAAAGGAUGAAGUGGCUCACACUCUUACAGAAAGCAGAGUAUUGAAAAACACCAGACACCCUUUUUUAACAUCCUUGAAAUAUUCCUUCCAGACAAAGGAUCGUUUGUGUUUUGUGAUGGAGUAUGUUAACGGAGGAGAGCUGUUUUUCCAUUUGUCGAGAGAGCGCGUGUUCUCAGAGGACCGCACACGCUUCUAUGGUGCAGAAAUUGUCUCUGCCCUGGACUAUCUGCAUUCUGGGAAGAUUGUGUACCGUGAUCUCAAGUUAGAAAAUCUAAUGUUGGAUAAAGAUGGACACAUAAAAAUUACAGAUUUUGGACUUUGCAAAGAAGGAAUCACAGAUGCAGCAACUAUGAAAACAUUCUGUGGUACUCCAGAAUACCUGGCACCUGAGGUGUUAGAAGAUAAUGACUAUGGCCGUGCAGUGGACUGGUGGGGAUUAGGAGUUGUCAUGUAUGAAAUGAUGUGUGGAAGAUUACCCUUCUACAACCAAGAUCAUGAGAAACUAUUUGAACUGAUAUUAAUGGAGGACAUAAAAUUUCCUCGAACUCUGUCUGCAGAUGCAAAAUCAUUACUAUCAGGUCUACUGAUAAAGGAUCCAAAUAAACGACUUGGUGGAGGCCCAGAUGAUGCCAAGGAAAUCAUGCGUCACAGUUUCUUUGCUGGAGUAAACUGGCAAGAUGUAUAUGAUAAAAAGCUUGUACCUCCUUUUAAACCUCAAGUGACAUCUGAGACAGACACCAGGUAUUUUGAUGAAGAAUUUACAGCUCAGACUAUUACAAUAACACCGCCUGAAAAAUAUGACGAGGAUGGUAUGGACUGCAUGGACAAUGAGAGGCGGCCGCAUUUCCCCCAGUUUUCCUACUCUGCAAGUGGACGAGAGUAACUUUUUUGUUCUGCUGCUUCACUGUCAUCUUAAGUUUAUCAGUGAAAAUGAUUCCUGAACAUCACCACCAGUACUAGAUACUACUAAGAUAGCAGGGGCACUUUCAGAGACCAUUCCAAAUUGAACAAGUUUCUUUCCCAAACCUACCUAAAAUCCAUUCUGGUUUUGCAUGACAUACGAGAUUCUCUCUACUCCGCUCUCCUGCUGUUGCUGCUGCCCACAGCCUCAGUAUAAUAGCAACGUCAAGAAGUUACUAACAGUUUCUUUGAAGGUAAAUGACUUGACUUCAGCAUUGUACACUUUGUGAACAAGUAGUCAUCUAUUUUUCCUCACAGUGGAGGCUAAACAAAAGCCCUGUCGGUCCAGCUUAUCUUCUUCCAGAAGAUGAAUCAAAAUUGUAAUUAGUCUAAACAGACUAGGCGAUAACAUUUUCUUGCAUCUGUUUGUGCUGGUUAGAAUGAGGAAACGUAGAGGUGGUGAUGUACAUAUGCAAGGUUUCUGUUAGGCAUAUCAUUACUUGAAGCAGGUCUCUGUCAUUAACAUCUGGCUGGAAUUUGUUUGGGAAAUGUUUGAGAGAAGGACUUAAAUUGUUGAUAUAUAUAAAUAUAUAUAUAUAUAUAUUAUUUUUUAAUUACUGUUGGAUACUACAGAAGAAGCAGAAGGGCUGGGCUCACCCAGCCUGCCACUUAGAACUUCCAGGUUCAUGUGCAAUCAUGGAGAAUCGGACAUUAUACAUGCAAGAAAUGAAGGCAUAAAAGCAGCAGUUGAAGUUGUUCAAGGGGUUUUAUAAUUUGCACCAGAUAACAUCUUUUUCAUGCUUUUCUCUUUCAUGAUAUGCAUCACCUCUGAUGGCUGAAGAAUGUAGACAGGCAUAAUGGUAUUGCUUUUCACCAAAAUGUGUGCACCAAGGUAAACAGGUGUUUGCCUUACUUGUUUUUGAUUUUGUGAAUUAGCUUCCUCUCCAGGUGUUUAACUCCAAUUUUUUUUUUUUUUUUGUUAUACUGCGGUAGUAUUUAUUUUUAGAGAUAAGGUUUGUAUAUGUCAUGUUUGCAAAUGCUGCUACAUCUUAGAACAGGCUUAUAGCAGUUAAUUUUAUAAUAUAUGGAAGGACUGUACAAGCUGAAGGGAAUAAUGCACUUUUCUCCCAUGUGGAAAUUUUAACAAGGCUCUGAAAUUGUACAUACUGCUUAGAACCAGAUUUUUGUGAAUGAAAUACUGUCUUUUAACAGUUUGGCUGUGGAGGUGGGGAUUUCCAACCUCACGUGUCAAAAGGUUAAAAGUGAGCAGACAAAAAAGCUACAUCUUGUGCUCCAUUUAGGAUAAACAUAAUCUAAGAGCCUGACAGCACAAGAGAAAAUGUCUGUUCUAUAUGAAGGAAUUGCAUUUGAACAACAAGACCACAGUGAUUACAAGAAAAGCACUUUAUUUUAACAAUUAAAAUAGUAAAUUUCUGGGAUCAGCUGUUCUCAAGGAAGAUUUGCCCUCAACCAAAAGAGUCCUGAAACCCAGGAGGUUAUGUAUAACCGUGGUACCUGAUUGACUGAAUUUCAAACAUCACAACAAACGCUCCACUGGUAGGGAAACGUCUUUCCAUUUCCGAAGAUCUGUAUCUAACAGAAUAUGUGCAUAAACUUUAGCUUUGAUCUUCAGCAAUGAUAAUCUUAAUAAUAAACCCUUUGGUGCUAGGAGUGGGGGUGUGACGCGGCGCAGCGACAGAGCGCGCGCGCCCUUGCAGGCGACAUCGGGAACCCCCGACUCCGUGGGAUUAUCAUUGGAAGUAUCUCUGCGUUCAGCUCUUGUUAGCUCCCACAAAGACUGUGAUAUUGCAGAGUAUUCCUGGUUGCGUUGUGUGAGUGAGUAGAUGAGUCUGAGAGAUGUUCCUACACAGAUGCCUUAGCCUCUUGAUGUGGAAAGUUGAGUGCCCAAGCAUGAAGCCCACUGCUGGCAGUGCAUGUGCUGGGAUGGUCAAGGGGUAGCUGGGCAUUUUAGCAAGGCAGCUAAAGACGCAGAGUAAUUUAGACAAUUUUUCAUGUUUCAUGUUUUAUCUUUAGUAAUGGAUGGAUAAUCAGUUAGAAAUAUAUCAUGAUGUAUACUCUAACUGCAUAGGAUUUCAUUAUGUCACCCUGUAACACUAAAGACGUGUAGAUGUUGUCCCUGUGCGGAGAGAGAGGAGAGCAGCAAAUGCGUUGCAGGUCUGCCCUGGACUGGUGGUGUAGAGCUGUCUAUACUGACACAGUGAGUGAGUGACUGAAAUAACCAAGUACUUAACAGACGGGCAUUAAUUAGUUCUCUGCAAAGGUCUUGUUCUCACAGACUGAAACUAUGGUGAUUCAAAAUCUGUGUUACAUGUCUGUGUUUUCUCCCCUAUGUUUUCAGCUUGUAAUAGCAAUAAGUUUCUUGGCACAAGCCACCUCCAGCCAGUGGCCAACUGGCUGUGUGUGGCACUGUCCAUCAGCUCCUCGUGUCAGUGACACCUUGUGCUUUUCUCUGCGUUGUGUGGCCACGUAGUGUGUGGUUUGCAGGAGGGGCCUGGCAGUGAACUAUUUGUAAACCUUUUAAGACAUCACUUUGCAUUGUCUGGCUUCUGAAACGUCAGAGAUCCAGUUUAUGAUGCAGAGUCAGCAGCCACCUUGUGCUGCCCAGGCCUAGGGGGAUUCUGUCUUACCAGUGUUAGAAACAGAUGACAGAGAAGUGGACAAGCAGUGCUGAGAGAAACUUUUGAAACUCUUCUUUUGCUGUCUGCGGUUGUGGUUGAAUUUGGACAGGAGGUGGUGGCUGGUUGUCUUGGUGAGCCUUUUGAGCACAGUACAUUUCAGACCUUUACUCCAGCUUGUACUGACUUCCAUGACAUACAGUAUGCCCUCUUGUACUGCAGCCAUCUCAGAGGAAAUAGGUCAGUUCUGUUUGGAUUUUGGCAGUUUUGCACACAGCUUCGCUUUCCACACUAAUCCAUCUUCCAGUACAUUCCUGUUGCUUAAAGAACAUUUAUUCCAGUAUUGUUUCACCUUUUUUUUCCAUCUUUACUUGCGGCUUCUUAAAGCUGACUGUUCUUGCAGGGGCCAUGUGCUUCUCCUAGAGUACAAAAGUAAGGUCAUUCCUUACUAACUGCAGGGUCUAUAUAUUACACCUCAAUGUACACACUUUGCUGCUACUGUUUGUACUGUCUACAGUAGAAUUUCCUUAUCUUGCUCCUGGUAGUGCAUUACAGGCAAGCAUGAAAUGUAAAGUAUUUAUUUAAAUAAAAACCUCUAAAUUGGUAAUUGAAUUACCUCCCUGUAGCUUUAGAGUUUGUGACAUUUCUUGACCUUGCUAGUUCUUUCAUUAGAUCCAUGCAAGAUCUAGUCAUAUGGUUAAGGAUAUUAAGCAGACACGACUACGAACCCAAGAAACCGUAUUACUGUUGGUCAUACUUAAACUGUUUAUUUCCUUAAGUAUAUGACCCACAAGGAUGUGAAAUAACUACAAGAAACUGUUUUUGUACACUGUACAUCCUUAGUAUUUUUACACGUAUAUGAUAGGGAUGCACAUUAUUUUCCUUCGUACAGACAGCUUAAAUAAAGCACUAUGUCAAUCUGCUACUUCUGUGUUUUUUAAUGCUAAUUUGUUCUGGAGGAUUGUAAAUAUAUAUAUAUAUAUGUUCAAGCUUGCCACAGAGGACGUAUUUUUUUAUAUCUGCACAUUACUAUUAAAUAUCUUAGAGAAUAAAAUUCUUAAGUUGUCCUGUGUCAGAAAAAGAAAAAUGGAAAUGAGAAGGCUAUAUUGCAGAUUACAAAAGAUUUCUCAAGUUUUGGGUUAAAUAUUUACUUCAUAUUUUAAAGUAAUUUUAUAUAGGUUAGAUGUUUCAAUCCUGAAAUGCACAAAGAAUUUACUUAAUUUCUUCUUACAAGAAAAUGUACAUCAUUAUUUUUUUAUCACUGUAUAUAUAAUGAUCUGUGCAUGUUUAGUUGCAAGUUUUAUUUGCUGUGAAGUCCUAGUGAUAACUGUAACUCGCUGUGACAUAUUUCAGAUACUGGGUGAACAGUUUCAGCUUGUAAAUGAUUAAGUUACAGUAUUGUCAAAAAAAAAGUUUUUAUGACUAAGCAAAAUGUAUCUGUGCUUUGGACCGAGGCUGUUUCCAUACAGGUGGUUCCUGUUAACUCUUUGAGAUGUAUGUCACUUAUAAAAGUAAAUUUGGGUUAUACUUUUGAAGAUAUGCUCCUAUCAGAACAUCCACCAUUUAACUGAUUUUCAGCUGAUGAAAUUCUUGGCCUCAUACCCCACAGCUAGACGAUGUUUGGGGAAGGAGACAGAAGAAAGGGAAGGUGGGAUUUGCAGGGCACUGCAGAAUGGGACUCUUUGAAGCCCACGGGCUGGUCCGGGGCUGUUUGAACCAGCCAGUCUGGAGGGCUGAGUGUCCCUAAAGCAGUGGGUCUGACGGGUUUUCUGUUCUCUGAUGUGAAUGCUUCUCAGGAAUAGAGGUGCUUCAUCCAGGUCUCAGGUUAUUUCCUUUCUUUUUUCCCUCCUUUUUUUUCCUCCCCCACCUUGUAAUAGGAAAGAGCAUCAGGGAAACAGCCAUGGAUUAGUUCAGUGAUAUCAGGAUGUCAGUGACCAGGACAAAACUGCAGCAGUGACAGGACUCUCUGGUCAGGCUGCAUCCCGUGUUGUGGAAUCACGCUCUGUGUGCUGACCUGGAUUUGAUCAUCGGGUCUGAUACUUGUAGAAUUUCUAAAACCAAGCUUAUAGUGCUUAAGCAGAAGCAGGGGAAGGUGGGGAGGGAAUAUAAGACAGGUAGGCUUGGUGCUGUAAUGACUUAUUAAUUGCUACAAGGUAGAGUAACUGCUGCAGGAGAAGUUAUUCCUGGUGGACUCCUAGCAACACAAUAAUUGCACCUAUGCCUGGGAUGCGUAUGAAAAACCUGCUAUGAGCUAUGUAUACUGGCAGCCCAGGACCCUUUGUUGAAAUCAGACUCGUACAUGCACGUGGGUGGCUGGCAGUGGGGCCCUGCAUGUGGCCACCAGAAGCUGCCUGGUAGGUGAGGCAAGUCCAGAAAGGUUGAGGGUCCCGGUGUGCUCCAGGGUCUCAGUGAAGCCUAAGUGUCAGGAAUAGGUGCCCGAGUUGCUUUGCACAUGUAGCCUAUAGGCACUGUCUCCUAUUAAAACACAGAUUUAUGCUGUGGAAUAAUAAAAAAUAAAGUUUGCAUUCCUACAUUUAUAAACGUAUAUUCUUAACUGUGUAACCAUCUAUAAAGUAGUGACACUUAAAAAGCUGUCAGCCUGACUACUGUGAAAAAUCCUGAGUUUUGACUAGAGAGGGCUUUCCUUCAGCAGCCUUUCGUCUCCCUAAAGACCUGAGGCCUCUCUCAGCAUGCUCAGUGCCAUAUCUGUGAAGCUGUUCAGGGAGGUGAUCAGAUGUGUUUGGCAGUUUUAUAUGGCAGGAAAUUGAAAUAGGGAGGAAAAAUCACUUUGAUGUUAGGGCUGUACCACUAAUAAUUCUUAAAAUAUAAGGGAAGGAAGGAUUGUGUUCCACACCCAAUGGUAAUUUAUUGCAUGUGUUGUUACUAUUAUUUUUGUUAUGUUUUCUGUGUUCAUGCUGGCUGAAGUAGCUUUAUUGCUGGGGAACUGUUCUUUGCGCUUUUUUCACCCCCUUUACCAACUACAUUGAAAAAAAUAGAUGUAGAAAAUUUUCUCUUGUGUGUGUAGCUUAUCCUACACUAGAUAGCAAAAUAUUCAGAUAAAUUCUUUCUAAAACAGUUGGGUAUUUGAAAAGUAACCUUGAAAAACAUGAGUGCACAGUUAACCAGAAAAAAAGCCCUCCACCUGUACCCUCCAAGUAUUCUGAGUUCAAUAAUUUGAAGCCAAGUUCAGCUGGUGCCCUGAAUAUGUGCUGGUGCAAAAAUCCAGUUUCACCACUUCCGUGUGGAGCCCGUCACCUCCUGUAAUGGCUCCUCUGUAAUAAUCAAGGGCUCUUUUCUCUUAAAGGCCUUGUUCAGUGAAUGUUUUAAAGGGGAACCUGACCCAUAGAAAUUCCUCCACAUUCGGUGGACUAUUUCUCGAUCUUCUUACCCUUUUCUGAUUAAUAAGUAAUUGUCAGGACUCACUUUUUAUAUAGAAGUGACAAAUAUCCUGUUGAAUAAAGUUCCCAAGUAUAUACUGGUACUGAGUUUGUAAAAAGGAGGGCAGUGUACACGUGCAGCACUUGCAAAUAGCCCCCUUCUCCUUCCUCCCCCUGCACAUGCUUUCCCUUGAAUUCAGAAGGACAGAACAAGGAACCUAGAGAACCUAUUAGGUUUAUUGAUAUUUCAGUCUGUAAAUAAUAUAGACAUGUAUGUUCAAUUAUGAAAAUAGAUAAAAACAUUUUAUAAACAUUGUACAAAUUAUUGACAUCCACACCACAUAAUAGCUGUUAAAACUGGCUUGCAAGCCUGGUCUUUUCAGAAAAGUCUCAGCUGUCGUCCUAGAAAGUUUGGUAGGCUGGUAAGGCUUCAAAAUAUUUGUGAUUCUGUAGUUAAAACCAAAUAGAAACCAGCUGAAAUUAGCUAGCAAGUGUGCCUGUUUGCUGCAGAGGUGUCUUUGGGUGAGCCUCAGACAAGUUUCAGCCAGGUGCAGAGCAGACCUGAAAGAUAAAAGGAAGAGAUGGGUAGUCUGUAUAGCAGUGCCUGUGUUUCUCAUUUGUGUCACGUCAGCCUGCAGGCAAGUUCUUAGAAGAGAAAUAAAAACUGGUUAAGACUGCAGUAAGGCAGAGUAAACAAGUACAGUUUCAAAGCCUGCACUUCCUGUGGGCUUGCUGUCCUCACCUCUUUCUAAGCUCAGAAGUCUUACAGGUAGCAAGAACAAGAGAUAUCUGAUUUCUGAAAAACAGGAUCCCCAUGAGCUUUUGACAUGGCUCCUGUUUAGCAGUAAAUAAGUAAGCUCUUGUUUUGGGGCACGUCUAAGAUCCUGCCCCUUCUCCCUUCCAAGAAGAAGAUGGCAGGGUUUUGCCGGAGGGUGUUUACUGUGCAGUGUCUGGGGUGGGCAGCUGUAGCAAAACAGGAAACUGUUGCCUUGGUGCCAGUAGGAAACCUCUGGUGGGAAGGCUAAUUCGCAGUUUUGAAGCUCUUGCAUAGCUGUUGUUUGUGCUUCCUUGGUAGCACUUAAGGACUGAAUUGAGCAAGACAUCAAACUAUUGGAGCUGGGGGAGCUACCUCGAAUUAAGCCACUGCAGUACUAAAAAUUGAAUUUAAGAGAUGUACAUGACCUCAGAAAUAAAAAUAAACUUUCUACUUUGGCUGGUUUUGCAUUAGAAGA